GAUUUACGGCAGCUUGUCUGACAUGAUCCUGUUGCUAGGGGGUUAUUUUAAGCGUCUUCCGUAUUGAUGGUUGCUAGCUGGCAAGCUAUGUGGGUGUUCACGUUUCAGCUUUGCAAUGGGCAAAAUCAUAUGAACUUAAUAUUAUUUUCGUGGUAAAUAUAUUCAAAUGUAAUAUUCUGAUGAGACUACAAUGUGGAAAAGAAUCUGCAUAUGAAUACCAAGAGAACAUUCGAUAUGGGGGACGUUCUGGCUUAUGAAGCAGAUCUUCUUGGAAUGGUUAAGGAGUUUCUCAAGUUUGGUGAAUUUGAAGAAACGGUUAAGCAGUUUGAGAAGGAAUGCAAGGCCAAAGGGAAACCAGUUCCGAAGGUUUCGGGGAGCAUCUUGAGCAAUUCUAAAACGUUAAUCAUACAGAAAGACCUCUUCAGCUCCUUUGAAGACGGGGACUGCAAAGUGUUCUUUGAGCUGUGGAACGGGAACAUCCCAUCCGAUGUUCGGGACUUUGACCCUGUGGCACAGAAGCUGGAGUUCUACCUGCACAUCCACUUCGCCAUCUACCCUCUGAAAUACUCUGCAGGAGGACCUGACAGGGUGGAUUUUGAGGACAGGAUCAAGCACUUUAAGCACUACCUGGAGACGAGAGGAGCUGCGCUCAGCCAGACCACCGAGUUCCUGCCCUUCUACGCCCUGCCCUUCGUGCCCAACCCCAUGGUUCACCCGGCCUUCAGAGCCCUCUUCCAGGAGUCGUGGAUGCCGGAGUUGAGGCGAAAGCUGGAGCGCUUUUUGUCAUCGACUCUGAAAGCCUCGAACGCUCCCAGGCUGUUCGCUCUGUGCAAGGAGAGCGCAAAAGGAAAUAAAGAGGAGCUGCAGCAGCUGCAGCAGCAGCUAGCCGAAGCGGAGCGGCGGGCAGCCAGCGGCAUGCGGCGGUUGAAUAAGCUGCAGGCCGACUACCACAACCUGAUCGGCGUCACGGCCGAGCUGGUGGACUCCCUGGUGGCCACCAUCAGCGGAAAAAUGAUCUCCCCAGAAUACCUGCAGAGCAUCUGUGUGCGUCUCUUCAGCAGCCAGAUGAGGCACAGCACAGCUCAGAGCAUCGACUUCACCAGGCCGGGCACUGGAUAUUACUCUUUGAGCCCAUACAAUGACAAUGAUGAUGGAUAUGGCGGAGCCUUCCCGGCAUCUUCAAUGCUGCGAGCGUCGAUCGCACCUCCCAAAGUGCAGGACGUGCCGUUGCUGCCGUCGCUGGACUAUGAGAAGCUGAAGCGCGACCUGCUGAACGGCACCGACCGGCUCAGAGCGCUGCUGCUGCAGGCGCUGCGAUGGAGGCUGACCCGCUCCCUUCACGGGGAGCAGAGGGACACUGUGCUGCAGGCCUUCAUCAGCAACGACCUCCUGGACUGCUACAGCACAGGCCAGCAGAAGAGCGUGCUUCACCUGCUGAAGUCGAAGAACGAGGUCGUCCGGCAGUACAUGGCCCGGCUCGUCAACGCCUUCGCCUCCGUGUCCGAGGGUCGGGUGUACCUGUCUCAGAUCCCCUCCCUCCUGAGGACCCUGGAGGACACCGUGAGGACCGAGGAGAACGACUCCGUGACAAAAGAGAACGUUCUGGGGGCCCUGCAGAAACUCAGCCUCCGGCGAGCUCAGCAGUCGUGUAUGAUUGAGGACGGUCUGAUUGGCUGGCUGGUGGAGGAGCUGCAGGACUCUGACUGCCUGUCGGACUACACCCUGGUGUACUCAUCCGCCCUGCUAAUGAACCUGUGCCUGCGCACACAAGGUAAGAGGAAGUGUGCUGAGAUCGCGAAGCGCGUGCUGAAGGUCCUAACAGACCUCCUGGGACACGAGAACCACGAGAUCCGGCCGUAUGUGAACGGGGCGCUGUACAGCAUCCUGUGUGACCCCACAGUGCGCGAGGAGGCCAGGGAGAUGAGUCUGGAGGAGAUUCUGUGCUGCUACAGUAAGGAGGAGGAUCCUGACCUGCACAGGCAGAUACAGUUCAUCAUCAAACAGCUGCACUCCGAGGAAACGUCUGAAGACGGUGCGGAGUCUGAAGAUGAAGAGGAAGAUGAUAACGACGAGGACGACGCGAUGGAGGCCGACCUGGAUAAGGAGGAAGUUCUGCAGCCGCAGCCCAGAGAACUCUCCGGAGAAUCGCUGCUGACGACCGAGUACCUGGGGAUCAUGACUCACUCUCUGAAGGCUAAGCGGCGGUCGGCGCUGGCGGGUCAGAGCAUCGACGAGCCGCUCCAGCGCCCGGUCACGCCCAGCUCCCAACGAAGCACCUCCGUUCUUGACGGGGAGCAGAGACGGCAGGAGACUCCGCCCACCUCCCGCAGCAGCCCCCGCCCCACCCCUCGAACCUGCAGCCGGCCCAGCUCUGCGGACUCCCUGCACCGAACUCUGGACUCUGAGUGUGACCAGGACCCCACGCUGCACCACCGUGUCGAAGGGCACCCCCUGCAGGGCGGGGAGAAGUACAACGGGCACAUGGACAGCGACUUCAUCCUGGGGUUCGCGAACCGGCCCAAGAUUCCACGUACUCCCGACGGGGGGGGGCAGAGCCCCAGGAGGGGGGGGCGCGUCCCGCCUCUGGCCCCCCAGUUCUGCCAGUCGGGCCCCCAGCAGACCAGCAGGCCCAGCUCUGCGGGGUCCCUGAGCGGAGCUGGCAGGCAGAGCAGCCAGUCACACAGGAAGUGAGGUCCCGCGUCUCUCACCGGCCGCGUCCUUCCCGCCAACGUCCGCCACGCACGCAGCUUCCUGAAACCCGAGGAACGGGCCGCACGCGGGGUCACCGCGGCAACGGCGGCGGUAUUGAGGGGGGGGGGGGGC
Molecule: messenger RNA, 2823 nt
Organism: Anguilla anguilla (European eel)
Lineage: Eukaryota; Metazoa; Chordata; Actinopteri; Anguilliformes; Anguillidae
Product: lisH domain-containing protein ARMC9
Exons: 27
Coding region: 211-2691 (826 amino acids)
Biological process (GO): cilium assembly
Cellular component (GO): centriole; ciliary basal body; ciliary tip
Source: RefSeq, a predicted model, not a curated record